Messenger RNA from Microtus ochrogaster (prairie vole), 1474 nucleotides. RefSeq names its product cyclin A1 (gene Ccna1). NCBI's taxonomy places the organism in Eukaryota, Metazoa, Chordata, Mammalia, Rodentia, Cricetidae. The record is from RefSeq and is a predicted model, not a curated record.
UAGGCGAUGCGUCGCCACAGCACCAAGACUGGAGUCGCUCUGCCUCCAGUGGGCCAAGGUCCAGAGGCUUGUCAGAUGCUCACUCGAGCUCAGCUCGGCCAGGAUCCCCCACAGAGAACCGUGCUAGGGGUGUUGACUGAAAAUGAACAGUACAGGAGGACCUGUGGCCAGGAGAUCACAACAGUCAGAUAUUUUGCUGGAUCAGAAAAUGUCUUCCCUGUGGCUGGAAAGAAAGUGCUCCCUGACCCUGGGGUCAACGAGCCAGCCAAGCAUGGAUUUGACAUCUACAUGGAUGAGCCUGAACAGGGGAACCGUGAUGGCUGCCCAGGGAGAGAGGCGAUAGUGUUGGAGGAUGUGUACGAAGUAGACACAAGCAUGCUUAAAUCGGACCUCCACUUCCUGCUGGAUUUCAACACAGUCUCCCCUAUGCUGGUCGACUCCAAUGCCCACGCCCAGUCAGAGGAAGCGGCGGAUUUUGGUUCAGACGUGAUUAAUGUAACAGAAUAUGCCGAAGAGAUUCAUCGCUACCUGCGAGAAGCCGAAGUAAGACACAGACCCAAGGCCCACUACAUGAGGAAGCAGCCGGACAUCACGGAGGGCAUGCGCACCAUCCUGGUGGACUGGCUGGUGGAGGUUGGGGAAGAAUAUAAACUGCGCACAGAGACCCUGUACUUGGCUGUCAACUUCCUGGACAGGUUUCUUUCCUGCAUGUCUGUUCUGAGAGGGAAGUUGCAGCUUGUCGGGACAGCGGCUAUUCUCCUGGCUUCGAAAUACGAAGAGAUCUACCCGCCCGAUGUGGACGAGUUUGUCUACAUCACGGACGACACGUACACAAAGCGACAGCUUCUACGGAUGGAGCAUCUGCUACUGAAAGUUCUGGCAUUUGAUCUGACUGUUCCAACCACCAACCAGUUUCUCCUUCAGUACUUGCGGCGGCAAGGAGUGUGCAUCAGGACUGAGAACCUGGCUAAGUAUGUUGCAGAACUGAGCCUUCUCGAAGCUGACCCAUUCUUGAAAUAUCUUCCUUCCUUGGUAGCUGCAGCGGCUUACAGCCUGGCAAACUACAUUGUGAACAGGCACUUUUGGCCAGAAACGCUUGCUGUAUUUACGGGCUAUUCAUUAAGUGAGAUAGUGCCUUGCCUGAGUGAGCUGCACAGAGCCUGCCUCAGUAUACCCCACCGCCCUCAGCAAGCCAUCCGGGAGAAGUAUAAGACUUCAAAGUACCUGCAAGUGUCCCUCAUGGAGCCGCCUGUAGUUCUUCCCCUGCAGUGAGCAGCAGGCAGCGCUGAGGUCACCUCCAGAACACAACGGCCACAUCAGCAGGCUUGCUCUGAGUUGUUACCGGCUUCUGCAAGCCGGGUCGACAAUGUCGGUUGUCAAUGACAUCUUGAAUGUGUAAAUGUUAGGUUCUCUUAGACGUUAGUAGUUCAUAAUUUAUGUAGAUAUAGAAAAGUAUUUUAAACAAAUAAACAGC